UAUGCAGUAGUCACUUCUAUGUUCCAUUUCUUUGUGUAUGUCUGAAAAUACCAAAUCCAAAGGAUUUUUUUAAAGAAAUCGCAGUAAAAGAUUUUGUUCCACUCUCUGCCUUGCCUUCUUUCUUUCUGUGGCAUUCCUUCUUUGUGAGAAGCAAACUAGAGCUCAGCAAUGGAGGAAAACAAAGAAGAGAUCACUAAGUCAGAUCAAAUGGAAAGUACUCUAACAACUCAUCAAGUUCCAAAAAGAAGACAAAAGGGAGGCAUUAUAACCAUGCCAUUCAUUAUAGCAAAUGAGUCUUUUGAGAGAGUGGCAAGCUUUGGGCUAAUUCCAAACAUGAUAGUAUAUUUGAUGACAGAGUACAACCUGGGAUUAACCAAAGGGAACAACAUCCUCUAUUUAUGGGCAGCUGCCUCCAAUUUCAUGCCUAUCUUGGGGGCUUUCCUCUCGGAUUCUUAUCUGGGUCGCUUCCUCACCAUUGGCUUGGGUUCCAUAGUCAGCGUGCUGGGCGCAGUGCUUCUUUGGUUAACAGCCAUGAUUCCACAGGCAAAGCCUCCUCCAUGUAACCAAUUAAAAGGCAGCUGUAAAUCUGCGACAACAGCCCAAAUGGCUCUCCUAGUAUCAUCAUUUGCUGUCUUGUCUAUUGGAGCUGGUGGCGUUCUGCCAUGUUCCUUAUCAUUUGGAGGAGAUCAGUUGGCCAAAGAUGAUAACCCCAGAAAUGCAAGGGUCUUGAGAAGCUUCUUUGGCUGGUACUAUGCUUCUCAAGCUAUUUCUAUCAUGCUGGCCAUGACAAUUAUUGUUCCAAUUCAAGAUCAUUUCGGAUGGAAAGUGGGUUUUGGAAUUCCAGUGAUACUUAUGUUCAUCUCCGCAGUCACCUUUUUCCUUGCUUCCCCCUUCUAUGUCAAGCAGAAAGCUAAGAAAAGCUUGUUCACUGGUUUUGCACAAGUUAUUGCUGUUGCUUAUAAAAAUAGAAAACUUGCAAUCCUUAAUAAGAGCUCAAGUGAAAUGUAUCAUCGCGGAAAGAACUCGUGUCUCAUUGCACCAACCGAGAAACUAAGGUGUUUAAAUAAAGCUUGCAUCAUUAGAGAUCCUAAAUUAGACAUAGCCCUGGAUGGAUCAGCUUCAAAUCCUUGGUGUCUCUGCGCAAUAGAGGAAGUAGAAGAGCUAAAAGCUCUUAUUAAGGUAAUCCCCUUGUGGUCUACUGGGAUCAUGGUGGCAAUAAGCUUCAGCCAGAGCUCAUUCCCAUUGCUCCAAGCUAAAUCAAUGGACAGGCACAUCACUUCAAGCCUUAAAUUUCCAGCAGCCUCUUUUGGGUUCUUUACCAUCAUUACUCUAGCAAUUUGGGUUGCUCUCUAUGACCGAGUAAUCCUUCCCUUGGCAUCAAAAAUCAGAGGGAAACCAGUACGGCUUGGUGCAAUUCAAAGAAUUGGAAUUGGGAUAUUCCUCUCUUGCAUGGCCUUGGUAGUUUCUGCAAUGGUUGAGAAUAUUAGACGUAGAAAAGCAAUCGAGCAAGGUUUUAUUAACAAUCCAAAUGCAGUUUUGGACAUGUCUGCCUUCUGGCUUGUGCCACAAUAUUGCUUGCUUGGAUUAGCUGAAGCCUUUAACGCAAUAGGCCAAUUAGAGUUUUAUUACUCAGAGUUCCCUAAGAGUAUGUCAAGCAUUGCUACUGCUCUAUUAGGACUAGGAAUAGCUGUGGCAAGCUUAUUAGCCAGUCUUAUUCAGAGCACUGUUGAUAACCUUACCUCAAGAGGGGGAAAAGAGAGCUGGGUUUCAAAAUACAUUAACAAGGGUCACUAUGACUAUUACUAUUGGCUUCUUGCUAUAAUGAGCUUUUUCAAUUUACUUUAUUUCCUUGUAUGUAGUUGGACAUAUGGCCCUUGCACAGAGGAAGGGGCUGAGAAGGAGGGAGAAGGCUUUAAGGAGGGACAAGAGUUGCAAUAACUGGUACUGCUGUCUUGAAUCAAUAAUUUUCUCAUGCGUUGAUCAAUGCAUCCUCAUUUUUACAAUAUGUGGACCCCAUUGUUGUUGUGUGCCCUACAAACUGUGAGAGGAAAGAUAUAUAUAUUCAAUGUAUCAGAGACCUGCAUGUCUUGAUUGUGUAACAAUAUUGAUUUGAAUGUUGUAGUAUGUUUACCAGCUUGCAAGAAGCUAAUACCUACUUAUUUGAGAGAUUGGUUAUUUGGAUUA
Quercus robur (English oak) is the source of this 2184-nucleotide messenger RNA. Its product is annotated as protein NRT1/ PTR FAMILY 1.2-like. Gene Ontology annotation, molecular function: transmembrane transporter activity. Gene Ontology annotation, cellular component: plasma membrane. Gene Ontology annotation, biological process: transmembrane transport; oligopeptide transport. The coding region runs from base 169 to 1938 and encodes 589 amino acids. The record is from RefSeq and is a predicted model, not a curated record. The transcript is spliced from 4 exons. Lineage: Eukaryota; Viridiplantae; Streptophyta; Magnoliopsida; Fagales; Fagaceae.